This is a messenger RNA of Puntigrus tetrazona (Sumatra barb), 3961 nucleotides long. RefSeq names its product phosphoribosyl transferase domain containing 1a (gene prtfdc1a). The transcript is spliced from 9 exons. Gene Ontology annotation, molecular function: magnesium ion binding; hypoxanthine phosphoribosyltransferase activity. The record is from RefSeq and is a predicted model, not a curated record. NCBI's taxonomy places the organism in Eukaryota, Metazoa, Chordata, Actinopteri, Cypriniformes, Cyprinidae. Gene Ontology annotation, biological process: guanine salvage; GMP salvage; IMP salvage. Bases 382 to 1047 code for a protein of 221 amino acids.
GAAGCGUAAAAUUGUACUUUUUUUCUCUCUCGUUGAAUAUCGUAAAUAUCAGAAAAUAUACAUCGUGUUGAUCAGUGGUAACUUUAUUACAGUGUAACGUUAUACACUUGCCAGGACAAACAUUGUAAGACUUAUAUUACCGUAGCAUUCAAAUUCAGAGUAUUUCAGAAAAUUCAAAACAAUAAGCGUGAAUGAGAUUCUCCAAUAAUGAACAACAUGAUCUAAUGUGAUAUCUAACGUGCCUAUGUCUCUGAAAAACGAGCAUUUGGUUAAACACCUCCCACUCUGUUUACUCGUGUUAAAAGGGUGGGUGCACAAACGUGUGGUCCUCUCUCAGUAAGUAUCACAGUUUGAUUCACUCUCGCUCAUACGAGGGCCGACAUGGCAGCUGAGCGGAGAAAAGAACCAGGCGUUGUGAUUGAAGAUGGCUGGGCGGGUUACAGUUUGGAGCUGUUUAAUUAUCCAGAGCAUUACCGGGGCGAUCUGGAGUGUGUGUACAUCCCUCAUGGAGUCAUUAUGAACAGGAUUGAGUGUCUGGCCAGAGACAUUCUUGAAGACAUUGGACAUGAUGAUCUGAUGGUUCUUUGUGUUCUGAAGGGAGGAUACAAGUUCUGUUCUGACCUGGUGGAGUCGAUUAAAGCUCAGAGCCGCAGUGCCAACAGAAGACUGACCACCAGAGUAGAGUUCAUCCGCUUCAAGAGCUAUCUGAAUGACCAGUCCACUGAAGAUAUGCACAUCAUUGGACCAGAUGACCUCUCCGUGCUGAAAGGAAAGAAUGUCUUGAUUGUGGAGGCAAUAGUGGACACAGGAAAGACCAUGAGAGCCCUUCUACAGCACGUGGAGACGUUCCAGCCCAAAAUGGUUAAAGUUGCAGGGCUGCUGGUGAAGAGGGUUCCUCACGGAGCAGCAGAGCUCCCAGAUUAUGUUGGAUUUGUCAUUCCUAAUCAUUUUGUGGUGGGUUACGCUCUGGACUACAAUGAAUACUUCAGAGACCUCAAUCACAUCUGCGUCAUCAGUGAGACGGGGAAACAGAAAUAUAGAAUUUGACGAAAUUCCUCUUUUCGAGAGGAAUGGACAUUUAUGUUACCAGAACAGACACAAGAUUAUAGCGUUCUCAAAUCAGAGAGCUGAUAUCUGCAACUGACAUGCUAAAUUUUGUUUGAAAUAUUAUAUAAUAUAUUUUGCAUGAAUUGGGUCACACCGCAAUACUAACAUGAUAUGAUGCGGAAAUCAGACUUACCGUGUGAUAUUUUAUAUGCUGUAUACGAACCCAGCUGUUCGUUUUUUGUCCUAUUUAAGAGGUAUUUGUUUGACAGACCAUCCAUGCCACUGAAGACAUCUCAUACUUUUCAAACGUACAAAAUGCUGGCUGGUUUGGUGAUGACAACUCUUCGGCCAACUUUCAAUCUCUUCAUUGUUUUUACGAAUGUUUGAUAUUGCAAUAGUUCCUUGUUAAUAAAAGAUAUUCAGAGAUUUAUUGACGUCUUUGCAACAGACAGAUAUUUUUAAUCUGUUGAGGAGACCUUACAGAUUGACAGUAUAAACGAGUUUUAUAUUCUUCCAUCCAUUCCAUGGAAACUGAAGUCUAUCCCAGCAUCUCGGGAUUUAAGAAAAAGAACAUUUUGAACAGAAUGGAAAGGUGUACAUUUUUUUUCAGAGACUACAGAAGAUUUAAUGGUGCUAGAAAUAGGACAAGUUCAGAGGUCUUAUGGAGUCCAUUACUUGACACACCAGAGAUGAUGAAAACAUGAAAGGAACGUAUACAAUAUUGGUGGUUUUAAUGUUGAAGAUGGUCAGUGAAUAAAAUGGAUAAAACCAGUACAGCUAAUGUUACUUAAGGACAUCAUUAAAGCAAGCAAUGCCUUGAGUGCUGAUGCCUUCUACAAAGGACACAGAAAAUCAUGUAUUAAUGUUUAAAACACAAUGACGACAAACAAACAAAUAAAUAAUACAUGCCUUCAGCUUUUUUGUUGGGUUCCAGAAAGAUGUAUUUGCGCACUACAAAGUGGUGCUAAAUAAAGAACAUGUGAAAAGCCCUGAAUAAAGAUGAUUUAUUAGAAAUGUCUAUUGAAACUUUGGAUGGCGCUGCUUUUCCCAGUGUUUUGCCUGGGGUUUGACCUCUUUGUCAAUGUACAACCAGACAAAACCAACAUCAGGGGUUGAUUUGCUUUACAACCUGCUGUGGUUAUCUCACAUCUCAGACAAGCAAUGAAUUCAGUGGAAAUUUACUGCGCUAAUACAGAACUCAAAGCUGAUGUUCCCUGAGAAUCCUGAAGAAAAUCAUUUCAGCUCAUCUGCUUUGGAUCUGCUGUCUUACAGGCAAUCCGCUUGAAAAGGCUGGCUCUUGAAUUCAAUAAGUAAGCAAAGCGGAUGCUAACACCUCCAAGGGCGUUAGAUAACAGAGCCCAAGGCGACCUUGCAAUGAUUCUUCCUAUAUGUGGCAUUAUAUCGGAAACUAUGGACUAAUCCACAGUCAAAAAAUUAUUUUUUGAGUCUAGUUAUGAUAUUGUCCUACAUGGUUGGUUUAAAUUGUAGAGUGAGAGCUGUUUGUGCCUCACACUGAGCUUUCCAUGACUCAGUCUGGGCGCCAGCCGGGUACAAAUGCCAACAGCCGCCAUCUGCCAUCAGUUACUGCACCUCAUGACUGGAGAAUGCAAUGCUGCACUAAAAACACAAAACGGUUUAUUUCAUUAGAUCAGUCAGUGGGUCAUAACAAUGCAUGAAGAUAGUGCAUUAUUAUUUGUCUUACAAAAGACUGUGAGGCUUAUUUGUGUUUAGAGAUCCCAUUAAAUGGUCUGACGAAAGCAAUUUUCUGUUGUGUGUUUCCAGUUCAGACAAAUUGCAGGCCUGUGUGAUUAUCUUCUCCUUCUUUUUUAAUUUAAUGUUUGAGACUAGCUGCGCUUGGUGUGGGAUUAAAGAGCAUUCCAAAGAAAGACCAGAAGACCCCUCAACAUGGAGGGACAUCUCACUAUUGCCAUCUAUAUACAAAGUCUUUAUGAAGCGCCUGCUUUCAAGAAUACUACCUCGGCUGGUUGAUGCUGGAAUUCUGUCCAACAAACAAAACGCUUACACUGAGCCACAAGGCACAAAUGAGCUCAAAGCUGCACAAAUCUGCUAAGCUUUAUAUUGUAUUCCUUGACUUCAGGGAUGCGUUUGGCAUAUCGCCACAUAGAGUCGUGAAUGAUGCACUGGAAGAGAUACAGCUCCCUAAGAUCUAUGUGGACAUAAUAAAAGACGUAUAUCGUGACUACUACCUUAGAGGUGAUCUGUGGAAAAGACCUCACCGUAACGGUGCGACUUGAGGUAGGAAUCAAAACUGGCUGUCCAUGGAGCGCUGUAAACUUUAUCAUUGCAAUAAACCAAUGGCUAUGCUGAUGAUGUGGCCGUCGCAUCUCAAGCAGAAUGGAUCUCACUGAAGCAUCGCUCUCGCUGUUCUUUUAAAAGUGCAAGCAAUAUGAGACAUUCCCCACCAUUCCCCUCUCUGUAUGCUUCAUGACAUCUGGAGUCUGUAGCCCACAUUAUGAACAGUUGUUCAUCACUUAAAGGACUCUAUACUGCCAGACAUGACAGACCUGUGGACCUCAUUGCUGCUCAGAUUCCCUGCAUGGAUGAUAAGCAGAUCUUUAAACAUACUACUGUACAAUCUGAAUGGUAUAAUUCACCUGCAAAAGCUUUUUUAGGAAUUGCUAAUACACCGGAUCUCUCAGAAUGGCAAAACCUUUACACUAUUUGAAUAGUUUGACUUGUUUAUGAAAUACCAGUCAUUGAUAUAUAUCAUAGAGAAACUUGGGUACAAAUGUCAACCUAUUGUGCUAUUGUUCAUUAGUCUGGUCCACGUACAUAGGCUGGUGAUCCGUGGACUUUGCAUGGGGGGGUCUAUCUAACACAAGGGCCAGACAGUUGGCAAAGUACUGUUCAGUUUCAGCAAUUAUAAGAAGCAUGUUUAUUUGGAAAAAUACAA